AUGUCACCCGAAAUUGAUCGUACUUCUUUCUCACCUAAAAGCGGGAGAUCACUUGAGUUUGAAGAGCACGAUGGUAGAUUGUAUAAUGGUGUUCAAGAGAACUACCAACUUCCAGCAGACAAAGAAGAGAUCAUUAGAUUGAAUUCCCAACAUAGAGCGUUGACAAUGUUGUUCGGUUCUCUCAUACCGUCAGCUAUCGUUGAGAACAUUGAAAAGCAAACGAAACCUAGGAUUCUGGAUGUAGGUUGUGGGACUGGUAUCUGGAGUAUUGAAGUUGCGUUAAAAUACCCUCAAGCGUUUGUCACAGGAGUGGAUUUGGUGUCCAUACAUCCUUCAAAUCAUUCAUCAAAUGUAGAAUUUGUGAAACUGGAUAUACUCGAUAGUUUCCCUGAGGGUUGGGAAGGUUCUUUUGAUUUGAUUCAUGCUAGAUAUCUGAUUGCAGGAAUUCGAGACUUCGCGCUACUCGUAUCCAGCUUGACAAAGCUACUAAGUCCCAAUGGACAUUUGCUCAUAAUUGAACCGCAAGCUCUAUACAGAACGGCCAGUCAAGAGAUUGAAGAGGCUUGUCCUGCUACGGCAAAAUAUGUUGCACUGGUCAAUCAAGCGAUGGCCAAACUUCAGAUCGAUCCAAAUCCGGGAAAAACAAUAUCGGAGUAUCUCCAAUCGGAUGGGAGAUAUGAUCAAGUCGUCACGAGAUCAUUUGAUAUGCCCUUAUCGCCAUGGUCCAAAGAUCUUACGUUAAAAGAAGUUGGUCAAGCGCAUUUACCCGUUUCACUUUCACUUCCAGGAGCAUUCAGGAGAAUAGUACUUUCAACCGAAGUCACGACGGCGGAUAUUUACGAUAGGUUGACGGUCGAAAGUAGGGAAGAGAUCGAUUCGGGCAAAGGAGAAUUGAGUUUACCUGUUUGGAUGACAUUUGCCAGUAAGUUGUAG
Molecule: messenger RNA, 933 nt
Organism: Kwoniella shivajii
Lineage: Eukaryota; Fungi; Basidiomycota; Tremellomycetes; Tremellales; Cryptococcaceae
Exons: 8
Coding region: 1-933 (310 amino acids)
Source: RefSeq, a predicted model, not a curated record